This is a messenger RNA of Drosophila navojoa, 2594 nucleotides long. RefSeq names its product phosphodiesterase 9 (gene Pde9). Gene Ontology annotation, molecular function: 3',5'-cyclic-nucleotide phosphodiesterase activity. Lineage: Eukaryota; Metazoa; Arthropoda; Insecta; Diptera; Drosophilidae. The record is from RefSeq and is a predicted model, not a curated record. Gene Ontology annotation, biological process: signal transduction.
AUGUGCACCCGAAAAUAUUACUUUUUGAGCAUUAUCUCCAUUUCUCUUUGCAGUACCAUACGCGAGGGCAUCAUUCGCUGCAUUCUGGCCACCGACAUGGCGCGUCACAAUGAGAUACUAACGCAGUUCAUUGAGAUUACGCCCGUCUUCGACUACAACAAUCGUGCGCACAUCAAUCUGCUGUGCAUGAUACUCAUCAAGGUGGCCGACAUCUCCAAUGAGGCACGGCCCAUGGAUGUGGCUGAGCCGUGGUUGGAUCGUCUGCUGCAGGAGUUUUUCGCCCAGAGCGCCGCCGAGAAGUCGGAGGGGCUGCCGGUGACACCGUUCAUGGAUCCCGAUAAGGUGAGCAAGCCCGGCUCACAGGUGCGCUUCAUUGGACUUGUGCUAUUGCCGCUCUUCGAGGCCCUCGGCGAGCUGGUGCCCGAGCUGACGGAGCUCAUCAUAAUACCGGUGCGCAUUGCGCUCGAGUACUACAGGCGCCUGAACGAUGCACAGACCAAGACCCGCAAAUCGGUAGCCGACAGCAAUGCCUCGGCCACAUCGGACAGCAACAGCGGCAACAUGGACUCGAACGCCGCCAUGGCCAGCACGCCCGGGCACAAUGCGGCCGACAAGCAGCUGUUGGACAACAAUAAGGGCUCGAAUGCUGCAUCUGGAGCCGGAGGUGGCGGAUCUGGAGCUGCUGGAGCUGGGGCUGGCUCUGGCGGCGGUGGCGGUGGCGGUGGCGGUGGCGGUGGCGGUGGCAGCGGCUCACCUCAGAUGCCGCGCUCUGGCUCUGCCAUAAGUGUCAAGUCACGUCGCAGCAUACCCUCACAGAAGUCGGCAUCGCGCACCUCCGUGGAUGAGCCAGGCGGCAUGGGCGCUGAGCUCCACGAUCUGCCCGAGGGCAGCGAAAGCGGCGAUUCGGAGACAGCUACCGAGGUGGAUGUGGCUGAGAAGACGUCCAAGUUCAAGGUGGACACCGAGGGCUGCAGCAACCGCAGCAAAUCGUCGCACUCCACCUCACGGAAAUCGUCGCGCGAGAAGCGGCCCUCGAUGAUUGGCGAGCUGUGCAGCAGCGGCGGAGGGCAACGCAUACGCAACUCGUACGGCAACAUUCACGGCUACCACAGCAAUCGGUGUCACUUUGGCAGCAAUCGUGCCGUCAGCCUCGAUCAGUACAGCACGAACAAUCGCCGGCUGUCCGACGGCCUGCCCCAGGUCAUCUCGGACAGCAAUGUCUUCUACGGGCGACCCAAUCGUGGCAGUCUCGAGGCGACGGCAGCAGCGGCCGCGGCUCAGGGGGGCGACCUCAAUAUGAACACCAGCAGCAGCAGCGCGGGUCAAGCGGGCGCAGCAGCAGGAGCAGGAGCAGGAGGAGCUCCGCAAACGGUGCACAGUCAAAUGUUGUCGUCGCUGCGCGAGUCAGACAAAUUGCCAGCAACAGACGUAGCAGCAGCAGCAGCAGCAACUGUUGCUGCCAGCACCACCAAUGGCAACAUAUCGCCAACGCUGACCCAAACGUUGGCCAGCAAUGGCAGUGCGCGCAGCAGCAGUGCUGCAACAGCAACUGUUGUUACCGUGCAGCAGCAGCAGCAGCAGCAGCAACAACAGCAGCAGCAGCAGCAGCCCAGCAGCAGCAGCUCCUCUUGGAAGUCGCGUUUGCGUCAGUUCUCCGACUACUUUAGCUUCAGCUUUGACAAGGGCAACAAACGCUUUGGCAGCACACGCAGCAGUCCCUGCCCCGUGCGUGGCAACAACAAUGCAACUGGCAGCAGCAGCAACAACGCCGGCGAGCCCAACGCCGAGUCGAAAGCAACCCAGUCGACCGGCACCUAUUGCAACAUUUCGAAUAGCCCCACGCCGGGCGCCCCAUUGGCUGCUGUUGGCCAGGCCCCGGGCGGCAUGGGCCGGCAUCGGGCCUACAGCUUGGAUGUGCCCUGCAGUCGGCAUGCGGCGACGCGCUACAGCUCCGGGGACAGCAGCAGCCGCAAGUCGUCGUCGCGGCACGACGAGCACAACAACAGCAACAACACGCUGCACAGCAGCAGCGGCGGCAUGGGCACGGGCAUGGGCAUUGGCGAGCUGUCGGGCAUACGUAUUCGGAUCGGCAGCGCUGAGGAGGGCGGCAGUGGAGCCAGUGGCGCGAGUGCCGCAGCUGCUGCUGGCGGUGCAAUCAAAUUGCCGCCGAGCAUUAGCUGCGAGAUGGGCCUGGCCAGCGGCUCCUCGUCGGAGGCGGUGCCAAAGAUUUGACAACAGGGGAGCUCCGAUACGACCAACACAAAUACAAACAACUCGCUCUGCAAUCAGGCGGCAUUCCACACGGUCAGCACGGAGGAGGAGCCACAGCCGGAGGAGCGACGCCAGCGGCUGCUGCACCAGCAGCAACUGGAGCAUGACGAAGAGGAGGAGGCUAUCAUCAACGACAGCGAUGACGUGGAUGGCAGCAGUGAGUCCGAUGCUCUCCAUCAGGACACCUCCAGCUGUGAGGUCUCAUCGAUGACCAUGACCGUCUGGUCAGCCAUUGGCCAGCGGCUCAAUGCGCUCGUCUGCCAUUGCUGUGAGCGCAAGCUGCCCGAGCCGGAGAAUGUGUAAGGAGACGAUGCCAAAUAUAG